Molecule: messenger RNA, 656 nt
Organism: Pimephales promelas (fathead minnow)
Lineage: Eukaryota; Metazoa; Chordata; Actinopteri; Cypriniformes; Leuciscidae
Product: gamma-crystallin M2
Biological process (GO): lens development in camera-type eye; visual perception
Molecular function (GO): structural constituent of eye lens
Source: RefSeq, a predicted model, not a curated record
CUUUGAACUGGAACAGGUAUAUAAAGGUAGCCAAGCGCAAAGAACAGUGCAUUGGAGCCAUAUCAACUUGUUAACAGUUGACAGACUGACAUCAUGGGCAAAGUCAUCUUCUACGAGGACAGGAACUUCCAGGGUCGCUCUUAUGAGUGUAUGAGCGACUGUGGCGACUUCUCCUCCUACAUGAACCGCUGUCACUCUUGCAGAGUGGAGAGUGGAUGCUGGAUGAUGUAUGAUCAUCCCAACUACAUGGGAAAUGGGUAUUUCUUUAAAAGGGGCGAGUACGCUGAUUACAUGUCUAUGUUUGGAAUGAGCAACUGCAUCAGGUCCUGCCGUAUGAUCCCAAUGCACAGGGGAUCCUACAGAAUGAGGAUCUACGAGAGGGAGAACUUCAUGGGUCAGAUGUACGAGAUGAUGGAUGACUGUGACAACAUCAUGGACCGUUACCGCAUGUCUCACUGCCAGUCCUGUCAUGUGAUGGACGGCCACUGGCUCAUGUAUGAGCAGCCCCACUACAGAGGCAGGAUGCACUACUUCAGGCCUGGAGAGUACAGGAGCUUCAGCAAUAUGGGUGGCAUGAGAUUCAUGAGCAUGAGGCGUAUCAUGGACUCCUGGUACUAGUGUUUUAGCAUUAUGAUGAAUUACUUUCUCUAUAAAAA